Messenger RNA from Ustilaginoidea virens, 981 nucleotides. RefSeq lists its product as uncharacterized. Bases 1 to 981 code for a protein of 326 amino acids. The transcript is spliced from 2 exons. Lineage: Eukaryota; Fungi; Ascomycota; Sordariomycetes; Hypocreales; Clavicipitaceae. The record is from RefSeq and is a predicted model, not a curated record.
AUGCUGACCGCGUUCCGGAGAAGCGUGACUCGCCGAGUCCUGUUUCCCAGCAGGGCGGUUCCCGAUGCACUCGUCACGCGAAUCCUCCCUGGAGCUGUCAAUCGGACCAUUGCCCCAUCCCUCGUCGCUGCUCGGCCUGUCAGCGUCUCGGCAUGGAUGCGCUCGCCGGCCAAGAGCGCCGCCGCCGUGAAGAAGGCCAAGAAGUCUACGGCGACAAAGACGAAGAAGAAGCCUGCCUCUAAAAAGGCCAAGAAGCCUGCUUCCGCCAAAAGGGCCAAGAAGACCAAGCAGGCCAAGAAGACCAAGAAGACCAAAAAGGUCAAGACCAGAAAGGCCAAGAAGAAGCUGACCGAUGAAGAAAAGGAAAAGGCGAACUUGAGGCAGCUUAGGAAAAUGGCCUUGCUCAAGGGCCCCCAGCUGCUUCCCGAGACGGCGUGGAGUGUCUUUGUGGCGGACAACUUUGGUGCGGAGGAGCAAGGCGAGUUCCCCGACAAGAUCAGGGGGCUGGCAGACAAGUUUUCCCGACUGUCUGUGUCUGAAAAGGAGGGCAUCAAAGCCACUGCUCAGUCCAACCAAGCUGUCAACAAUGAAACUCGCCAGAAGUGGGUCGCUUCUUACCCCCCAGAGGCCAUCUACAUGGCCAACAUUGCCCGCCGCCGCAUCGCCCGCAAGCUCGACAAGUCGCGCCUCUACCUCAUCCAUGACGUUCGCCUGCCAAAGCGUGCCAGGACGCCGUAUGCCCUCUUCAUCAAGUCGCGCUUCCCCCAAGCCAACCGCGAGUCCUCGAGCGGUAGCGUCCAGGACGCGUUCCGCUCCAUGAGUGAAGAGUGGCGAUCCAUGUCCGACUCGGAGAAGCAGCCUUUCCAAUCCAAGGCGGCCAAGGAGGCGGAGGAUUCGCAAACCCUGCUAAAGGUGUUGAAGGGAAAGGCCAAGGACUACCAGAAGGCCAACAAUAUGCCUGCUAGUCAGGUCCCUUCAUAA